GAGUAUCUUUGGCUACAGUAGGCUUGCCUCAACAGGCGAAGACAGAGACAAUCGUGUGAAAGGCGAAAGACCUGAUAUCUGCCUCAAUCGAACUGAACUUUCCAUUGGACUUUGAAUGGAGCUUGAACUCGCUAUCGCGGCACGUCUCAUCCUGGCUGGUAGAUCCUGCGAAGUCACCUACGUCCAAAGUCGGUAUUUUGUGCUCAACAGGUUUUCAAAGACUCAUUCAAGCCCAAGUUGGAUUGGACCUGAGUCGCUCGUUCCAGCAGAUGCUUCUCGCCUGCACUACGGCUUACAAUCAGGACAAGAGCGUGGAAACCUCCCAGUUCAGUGAUGGAGAACUUCAACAGAUCACAUCUGUGGCUGGAGAAUGUGUUCUUGUAUCUCUUGAAAAGAGGCUAACACCUGCAGAACUCGAGAAGUGCACAGGCAGUCUUGAAUACUCACAAGCAUUAUUCCUUAUUCUGCUAGGUACCAUCCUUGCGGUGGGCUACAUGGAGCCAAUUCAGGAUACGCCUAACUUGGCUAAUGCUUCACAUAUCGACCCGACCUUGUCUAUACCCCUCUAUCAAUCAGUUCAAGAGCAUCUCUGUGCAACUCUAGCCCAUUACAUGAUUUACCUUGGCCACAAAACGACUAUCACAUUCGAUCCACCAACACAAGAGCACUUGAUCACCAAAGCACAUGAGCGAUGGCAGGCCCAGGGCCAUUUCCAAUGGAUGACUCCGGUGCCGUUUCGAGGAAGGUCCGGAGACUCAGAUUCAAAAUGUACCAGAACUUCCAAUAGUAGCGAAGAAAGGUCUACUCGUCUUGGAGAUUCCGAAGUUUGGAACGACGCGUUGGAGGAAUUCGGUCAGCAGGAAAGAGCUGGUUUAUUUAUCCACGAUUAUGUCCGGGGCUGUUCUUCCUCCCCGCCAUUUCCCACUGAUGUUGAAGGCAUCAUAGAAGACCACCAUCUACCUCCGCCUGUCUGGACUCAAGAUACUUUCGCAGAGAGUGCUAGUACUGGAGUGGUUUAUCACCCCGCGAUUGCAGUUCUACCAGAUCAUAAUGUGGGGCAUAUUCCUAAAACUUAUGUCUAUGAUAUCCCUAAAAACACUGGAGGUCCCGGAUCGGAAUCAACACAAUUCUCAAGCCCGGAGAUUAUAUCAAACUUGACAGAGGACAUCAUGAUUGAUAGCUCAGUAGGGCUUUCAUCUACAUCAAUUAGACAAUCUGCCGUCGAGAAAUCGGGAAACUUGGUCGAAAGACUGGACAUGCAGUCAGGUGAGAUGCAAUGCUGGACUACGGCGACACUCGACUCCUUCGCAGCUUGGAAAGGAGCCUUUAGUUUAGACCGGAAGAAGGUGAUGAGAAAGAGGCCUCCGUUUUCACCCGAGAAACACGAAAGCGCACAUGCGCUUCGCAAAAGAAAUUGGUGUAAGCUUUGCUUGAUGCGUAGGAUCGUGUGUAGUCUGAAUCCGAAUCCAGGGUGUGACAGAUGCCUCGAAACAAACAAUAAGCCAUUCCCAAAUCUCAACGCGAACAACGAUCUUUUUCGCUCGCACAUCGGUAUUGCGAUGAUUGAAUUAGAGCAGCGAAGUAAUCUCGUCUACUGCCAUCCUGGGACGGCGUUUCACACAAACGAACUAUGCUCUGACUCCGGCGAAAGACUUACGGCCAGGAACACAACCUUCGGUCCCGGAUCGACAUGGAAGGGCUCGUCUCAAACCUUGCGGCAGUAUCUAGCCAAAGAGCCUUUCACAACGGAGGAGGUCCAGGCACCCUCGAGAAAUCUCCUACUACACGAGCAGCAUUCCCAUACUGAUGGAUUUUCUGAGGAUCUGACUAUGCUCAUUGGUGAAGAAGGCGCCAAUCGCUUGAUGCAAGAAUCGAAUCUACUAGAUGUCACCAUUUGCGGCGAUGUUCACGACCAGAACUACAACAUGAUGAGACACUUCGAAGUUGGUAGUAAUGGAGUGCAUAUGGCUAAUACAAAAUCUAUACCACGGAGGCUUCUUGUUUGAAGUAGAGGAUUAUUGCCAGUGUGUCAAAAAAUAAUCAAGGCUAAUUAAUUAGAAUUAAUUAGAAUUGAUUAUAAUUAAGUAUGAUUUGAUUAGCUUGAUUUUUAUUAUAAUUAAUUAUAAUUAACUAUAAUUAUCACGUGAUAAUACAAAAGUAUACUUUCUU
This is a messenger RNA of Hyaloscypha bicolor E, 2169 nucleotides long. RefSeq lists its product as uncharacterized. The transcript has 3 exons. NCBI's taxonomy places the organism in Eukaryota, Fungi, Ascomycota, Leotiomycetes, Helotiales, Hyaloscyphaceae. Bases 270 to 2006 code for a protein of 578 amino acids. The record is from RefSeq and is a predicted model, not a curated record.